Molecule: messenger RNA, 842 nt
Organism: Bactrocera dorsalis (oriental fruit fly)
Lineage: Eukaryota; Metazoa; Arthropoda; Insecta; Diptera; Tephritidae
Exons: 1
Coding region: 1-243 (80 amino acids)
Source: RefSeq, a predicted model, not a curated record
AUGACACACAAACGCACACAUUCACAAACGCGUUACAAAAUACGCAAAACCGAAUCGGUGCAGGAGACCCCGUUGGGUGCAACACCAACCAGCAAACGUGCCGCCAGCAAGAAACGCUUCUCUAUGCGCAAAUCACGUUCACUUGACGCGGAAGCAUACACGCUGGCCUGCGUACAAUCGCCGCUCUGGGCGACAUUAACAAAUGCCCGUACAAUCAAUGAAAUCCUACAGGACGAUUACUAAAAGAGGAGGCAGCGCAGCAAGCGGGUGUUGAAUAAAAAAGCAACCAAACUACACAAAUAGAAUAAAAAAAUGGUGGCGAAAGUUUUGCCUGUCUGCCGUGAAUGAGCAGAUAUCCAGAUAAAGCCAAUAGCCGUAAAAAAGCACGCCCAUUUGGAUAUACACCCCCAACCCUCAUCAUAAACCUCUUAAAUCGAGAAGGAAUUUGCAAUUAAUUUGGAGAAAUGAAAAAAGCGGAGAGGCGGUCCACUCAAAGAGUGUGAGUAGUGUAAAAAAUAUGUAAUUCAGCAAAAAUCCGCGCGCCUAAAGAGGCGAAAGCAGACUUAUUAAAAAUUUAUUGUUUUCUGUGUUGAUAUUAAAUAAAUUGAAUAUUGAAUAUUGAAAAAUUUGCAAUGUAUUGGUAAUAAAAUUGAGUAGUAUAGUCUAAAAGUAAUUUAAGAACAAAUGUACUAAAGAAUUUACUAACUAAAUUUGUACUAUAUAAUUUGCAAAAGUUGAUGUUAAUUUAAAUUUAUAGUAAAUUAAUGAACAAGUGGAACAUGAAAAAUAUGAGUGAAAAAAUUAAUAAAAACCAUUUUCGCAGCUGAAAUCCCAACUUAAUA